AUGACUCAAAAUAAGCAACCAGUUACUAACACUGACUCCCCAAUUGGGGGAGAAAACUACAGUUGUGGCUCAACCGGCGGCAAAGACCCCGUGCACUUGGAAGCAGCCCGCACCCUUGCGCAAGAGUUCCACAAGCACAACAUCCAGCUAGUGUACGGUGGUGGCACGACAGGACUCAUGGGCGAACUUGCGAAAACACUCGUCUCCCUCUCCGGCCCUCAAUCCGUGCACGGCAUCAUCCCGCGGGCGCUCGUCAAAGUGUCCACCAAGUCCAGCACCAGAAGCCCCGAGGCCAAUGGCAACGGUGCGGGCAAGGCUGCGGAGCGCGAGGUCACGGAUGAGAUGCUUGAGGAAGACGGCAUUCCGGAGUCUGAGUAUGGUGUUACGACGGUCGUGGAGGAUAUGCAUACGCGGAAGCGGCUGAUGGCGAGCAAGGUGCUCGAGGGCGGGCCCGGCUCCGGCUUUGUGUCGCUUGCGGGUGGAUUUGGGACUAUUGAGGAGGUUAUGGAGAUGACAACGUGGAAUCAGCUGGGCAUUCACCGGGUUGGGGUUGUGUUGCUCAAUACGAAUGGAUACUGGGAUGGGUUGUUGGGCUGGGUGCGAAACGCCGUCGCGGAAGGGUUUAUUAGUGCUGAGAAUGGAAAGAUUCUGGCGGAGGCGAGUGACCCUAGGGAGGUCUGGCCGCGUUUGCUGGAAUACCAAGUCAGCAGUGAGCGAAUGCAGCUGAAUUGGGGUCAAGAGUAA
Molecule: messenger RNA, 744 nt
Organism: Penicillium chermesinum
Lineage: Eukaryota; Fungi; Ascomycota; Eurotiomycetes; Eurotiales; Aspergillaceae
Product: LOG family protein
Exons: 2
Coding region: 1-744 (247 amino acids)
Biological process (GO): cytokinin biosynthetic process
Cellular component (GO): cytosol
Molecular function (GO): hydrolase activity, hydrolyzing N-glycosyl compounds
Source: RefSeq, a predicted model, not a curated record